Messenger RNA from Fraxinus pennsylvanica, 1362 nucleotides. The record is from the annotation of a GenBank genome assembly. Lineage: Eukaryota; Viridiplantae; Streptophyta; Magnoliopsida; Lamiales; Oleaceae.
AUGGAAGCUAACUCAGAAUCAUUAGAAAAUGUGAAAAAUGAAGAAGAAGAAAUGGAGGAGCAAUCGUCUCCAAGGGGUGUUUUGGAGACACCCAUAUCGGGUUCGGACUCAGAUCAUAGCAGCAGCCUGGAGAGAAGCAGCAGUUUUGAUAACGAGCAAAAAGGAAUUUCAGGGGAAUUAGGCUACAGGUUACAAUGGAAGAAUUUGUUGGUUCGGAUAAAGAAGAGGACUUCGAUGAAGAAAUUCACAACAAUUCCACUGUUGGGUGGAUAUGACCUAUCGAAGAAGAGCUCGAAAGGAAAAUUGGGGAGAAAUCGUAGUGCAGAAGACGCCAUUGAUUGUGGAGGUUUUGUAGUCCCUAAGCCAUCUUGGAGAAAUUUUACCUAUGAGGAACUCAAACAAGCUACUGAUAAUUUUAGUCCUGAUAAGUUGCUUGGGAAAGGAGGUCAUGCAGAAGUGUACAAAGGAUGCUUAUCUGAUGGUCAAAUCGUGGCUGUUAAGAAGGUAACGAAGAAAGAGAAGAACAAUGAGGACAGAGUCGGGGACUUCUUGUCCGAGCUUGGGAUCAUCGCUCAUAUUGACCACCCGAACGCUGCUAGAUUACUCGGGUUCAGUGCAGAUAAUGAUUUGCACCUUGUCCUCCAAUUUUCUCCACAUGGCAGCCUUGCCUCAGUUCUGCAUGGUUCCGAGACGAGUCUAGAAUGGAAAAAAAGGUAUAAGGUGUUUACCGGGGUAGCUGAAGGAUUGCAGUAUCUUCAUUAUGACUGCCAAAGGCGCAUAGUUCACAGAGACAUUACAGCCUCGAACAUAUUACUCUAUGAAGAUUAUGAAGCCCAGAUAUCUGAUUUUGGACUAGCAAAAUGGCUUCCAGAAAAAUGGCCUCAUCAUGUUGUUUCUCCCAUUGAAGGCACUUUUGGAUAUAUGGCUCCGGAGUAUUUCAUGCAUGGAAUAGUUCACGAGAAGACUGAUGUAUUUGCCUUCGGAGUUUUGCUAUUGGAGCUCAUAACUGGUCGUCGUGCAGUUGAUUCUUGUAGACAAAGUCUCGUGAUGUGGGCAAAACCACUUCUGGAGAAGAACAACGUCAAAGAAUUGGCAGAUCCUAAAUUAGGAAACAAUUACGAUGUUACAGAAAUGAAUCGUGCUAUAUUUACAGCUUCAACAUGCCUUCAUCACUUGCCUGAUAUGCGUCCUAAUAUGAAGAAGGUUGUUCAGAUAUUGCGAGGUGAGAAUGAACCAGCAGACAUGAAACAAAAAUCCAUGGGAGGGAGAGCGUUGAUGGUAGAUGCGUGUGACUUGGACGAUUAUACUUCUACAACUUAUCUUAAGGACCUAAAUCGUCAUAUGGAACUAGUCAUGGAGUGA